Messenger RNA from Ooceraea biroi (clonal raider ant), 1744 nucleotides. RefSeq lists its product as uncharacterized. The record is from RefSeq and is a predicted model, not a curated record. NCBI's taxonomy places the organism in Eukaryota, Metazoa, Arthropoda, Insecta, Hymenoptera, Formicidae.
AUGAUAGACACGUAUAGCUGUGACUUAUUUCAGGAGACUACGGAAUUGUACAAGAGAGUACCCAUUAAUGGAUACAAAGACACCGGAUAUCAUCAAGACGAAUUUUGUUCCAAUUGCGGACAAUACAAAUAUGAAGAUGUAUUGCGUAACGUAAUAGCGGCACGUAAGAAGAAAACGAAGAGUUAUGAAAAGCACUGUCCUUCGUGCCACUGUUCGCCUGAGCGGCGAAAAUUUUCUCCACCUAGUAAACCAAGGACUACUGGAAAUGUGGAGGCUAUGCUAAACCGAUAUGAACGUGCUUGUGCAGAGCCGAUUAACUCGGCCAUCAAGAAGUCGCAGAGUAGUCCACUUUCGCAGAAGGUAUGCUGGCACGGUUGUCAAACUAGUGUUCAUCCUCGUCGCCCCAAGAGAUCGUUGCAAAACCGUCGUCAACGGAGAGUUGAGAUCGACAGGUGUUCGUUCAAGGUAAGAGGAGACGCAGUGAAUUCAGAGUUGAAUGAAGACAUUGAAGGCUACUCCAACUACACGCAAUCUUUACCCAUCAAGAGCUCGCUAAAGAAGCAUGGUCAUUGCAGAGAGCCUGAGGGAUCGCCAAAUGAGCAGGAAUAUUCGGACGCCGACAGCGAAGUAUCAACGAAGUGUAUUCGUCAGUCGAGAAAAUCGCGCGUGCCGAAUCUUGAAUCGAGACAUCAUUACGUCGGCGGUGACGCCGAAUACAUCGCGGAGAUGAGAAACGAGAGCGACGUCGAACUUCGACAGAAUGAUUGCCGGACACGCGAUUGCCAGGAAAUGAGGAAGAUAGUUCUGGAAUUCGAAGAUCUCGAGAGAUUGAAACGAGGUGAUGGUGAAGCGGCGGCGAUGACGAUGAUGAGUGAGGAUGAUAAGCGGACUGAGAAGCGAAAACUUGCCUCGAGAACGACGAAACAAGGGAAGCUCAGCGAUGCUAUUCCUUAUCGAGUAACGAAAAAGCCAUCGACGUUGAUUAAAGAAUCGGUUAAUCAAUCCGCGAAGGAGUUCGCGCUAAAUGCAUCCGCUCAUUUGACGAAGUUAGAUUUGCACACCACGAAAACUCGCAUCCUGGAAUCGAUCGAUCAUGUGCUCGGUACCAUGAACAACACGAAAAAUAACGCGUCGAUGCAACAAGAACAAACCGAGCAAGAAACUGUCGAGAAGAUAUCUCGCGAACUUCAGGAAAACGGUUGGCAGUUACUGUUUAACGCUCUGACGAUUCAUCGAGACACGACGGAUUCCAGCAGAAGAACAGUUCGUCUGGAAUGUUUGAAUCAUAUUCGGCAACAACUUGACAAACUUUAUGCUCUCGAGUUAACUUUGGACAAUUGCCCUAAACUACAGUCAAGUCACGAUACCUCAUAUGUCGAGGAAAAUCAACAGUUGCAACAGUCACUGGAACAGAAGAUCGUGGAUUCCUGAACUUGCCGGAAGCUUGCACACACUUUUUUUUUCUUUAAGCACUGCAACAAAUUUUUCGGAUCCAUGCAGUGCGUAAAUCUUGGAAAAAGAAGAUUCAUACACAUCGCAGAUGUCUGCAGAAUGUUGCAAGAUAAAAUCACCGCAAGCAUGUAAUGAUUGAAGCAUCAAACGUAACAUGAACAAAAGUAUAUAAAUGUACGUUUUAUCAAAAUGUUAAACACACGCUACGAAUGCACUUAAGAUAAAUAUAAGAAAUUUUAUAAACAUCACUUCUUAGUAAUUUUAUAGAUAUUAAAUCAAUGUCGAUUUGUAA